Molecule: messenger RNA, 1094 nt
Organism: Racocetra persica
Lineage: Eukaryota; Fungi; Glomeromycota; Glomeromycetes; Diversisporales; Gigasporaceae
Source: the annotation of a GenBank genome assembly
GUAUAUACAUUAUUGCUGUCAUUAAUUGCUAUUGCAGUAGUAAAAGUCGUCUCCGCUUCUCUAAUUCUAUACAAAGAUAUAAGGAUUCAUUUGAUAUGAAUUUCUUUCAAAAAUAUCCUUUUACGUGGUUAGCUAUCUUUGUAUCGUUUUUGGUUUUUAUUGAAAGUUUUACUCCAGUAGAACGUGUAAGACAGAGUAUUGCCCUCGUAGGAAAUAAGCUUUAUUUUUUUGGUGGACAGACUGCUUUUUUGUCGUCAACAAAGGAUGUUUUCUACCUUGAUGUAUCUCCUUUACAAUUAAAUACCUUAAAUCCUUCAUGGACUGAUGUUUCGAAAACUGCCCCAAUUACCGUAAAUUCGUCAUAUGUGAGUGCGUGUGUAGGUGGAUCUGUUAAUAAUAGCGUAUUUCUUCUAGAAUACCAUAGUAAAGAUAAUGCAGUGAGUAGCGUGAUGAAUGUAUAUGUAUUUGAUGCGGGAAGCCAACGAUGGACUUCUUCUAUAAUAACUGGAACGGCUCCUGCGAGUACACAAAACUUUCAAGUUGCGAUUAGUAAUAAUGGCAAAAUAUAUAUAUUUGGAGGACAAAGCGUAGCGGUAGGUACCGUCAAUACUACUUUUUUAAAUAGCAUGAUUAUAUUAGAUUCGGUAAAUCUAUUAUGGUUACCAAGUGUAAGUUCUGGUACAUCAAAACCGCGUGAAACAAUAGAUCCCAGAGAUUCUCAUACAGCUGUGUUGGCUCCAAAUGGUUAUGUUAUCAUUUACGGUGGAUCCCGUAAUUCUACAAUUGCAGGUGUUUUUGCCUCCGAUAGCGAUGUUGUGUUUAAUGCGAAUAGGCUAAACCCUAAAAUAUAUAUACUUGAUACAACAAAUUACACAUGGGUCACAUCAAUUGACGUUAAUAAAACGAAUCAAAAUAAAACUGUUACCGCUACCCCUACAGGAACUCCAACCCCAAAUCCAAAUAUAGGAAUGAUUAUAGGACUUGUCAUUCUUGCGAUAGUUAUAGUAAUAGCAAUUGGUGUAGGUUUUUUCUUAUACAGAAGACGAACUAAAAAAUAUAUUAUCGCAAUGCCGGGCACAAAUCGUGAAAUAUAG